CGGCUGUAUGGUAGGGGGACGCCACUUCAUCAUGACAAGUGUUUGAGCCUUUCUCGCGGAUUUACAACGUCGCUGAGCCAUCUACCGAAACAUACACACACCACCAGUUGCCUCAGUCUUCAACUAUGCCUGAUAUCAAGCUGUGCUACGUGAUCAUUUUCCGAGACGGUACCGUCAUCGACACGAUUCGCGUCGAAGACUCGUUGGAUUUUGCGAAAGUCUGUCGCAAGAUCUACGAGGAGCACAAGAUUGCGUUCCAACGUCAGAGCAUUGACCGCGGUGAUAUAGACAUCUACACUCCUCCCGAACUGAACGCUGCUCCAAAUAAUACCCUGGUCGAUCGUGUGAAGACGAGUGUGGAGGGUUCAGACCCCACUUCCCCAUUGGAUGAAGUCAGCUCGAUCUCUUCUAUACUGAACCCACAGGAGAAGUUGGUUCAUCUUGUGCUCGUGGCACGUCCUCCAGCUAUAACGGGGCCUCAACAUGACGCAGGGACGCCUGUUGAGGACCCGGAAGUUGUGAAAUUAUACCGAGAUAUCAUUAUCCAAGUACACAAGUGGGGCGAUUACACGGAAUUAGACGUGAUCCAGAACGAGAUAAAAGCGAACACAGAAAUCUCAGUUCCAAGAUUUGUUGCGGAGUUUGAAGAGAAGUUGGAUAGCAACCCAGGUUUGGCCCCUGAUAUGCUUGAGGCGUUAAAGGUUAUACUCGGUGAUCAAUACCAAGCUGCGUAUUUCGGGUCUCUUAUAAACUCAAACGCUGCGGAGGAGCAAUCCGGGGCACGGGCCGCCGGUGGUGAGGAGACCGCUGAGGCUGAGGAUGAAGAUCAUAACAAUCGGAGACAACCAUGGCGCCAAGCCGAUCGACUCGAGCUGAUGCAUAUCGCGGAGAUUGCAUCCGAAAAUUGGCAAGAGUUUUGGACGGGCCCUUUUGGAAAGGCUUUGGAGGAAGAUAUAGCGGAUGUCAUCUUCUUUCUGAGGCUCAUGCUUCAUAUUCCAGACGGACCGAUUAGUGCUCAAAAGUAUGUGCGGCCUUGAUUGCUUGCCUUCGAUUAUGACCGUCGUCCCUACAGAAACAAGUCGGAAAUCACUCUCAUCCUGGAAUGUGAAACUCGCAAAC
This is a messenger RNA of Laetiporus sulphureus 93-53, 1119 nucleotides long. RefSeq lists its product as uncharacterized. The record is from RefSeq and is a predicted model, not a curated record. The transcript has 4 exons. Bases 126 to 1037 code for a protein of 303 amino acids. Lineage: Eukaryota; Fungi; Basidiomycota; Agaricomycetes; Polyporales; Laetiporaceae.